AUGUCAUGGUGUAAAACAAUUUUAGUAUUAAUAGUGCUGAUCCUGGGAAACAGCGAAAGCUUUCCCAAUAACAAGCAUGAUGAAGAUGUCGUUGAAGACGUCGAGCCAGCUGAAUUUGACGUGGUAGAAGAUCUAACAAACAGCACAAAUGAGAGUCUAUGCGACCAGUGUUCACCAGAACUGUGCCCAGCGGCACUGGGCUGCAGAGCGGGGACAGUUUUGGAUAGCUGCGGCUGCUGCUCUGAGUGCGGGAAUUUGGAAGGACAGCCGUGUGACCUGGACACCAGGAACAGUUUUUACGGUCUGUGUGGCUCGGAUCUUCAGUGCAAAAUCGACGUCUCAGACCUCGGACUGGGAGAGAUACCUGAGCCGCAGUGUAUUUGCAAAUUACAAGAGGCAGUAUGUGGUUCGGACGGCAGAACUUACAUGAAUAUAUGCCAGUUUAAAGAAGCGGCAUAUUCUUCCAUUGGACUAAGUGUUAAUGGCAGCGGUCCAUGCCGAACUGUUCCUCUCAUUAAGGUCCCACCCCAUAACCUUGUGAACGUGACUGGAAGCACCGUGUCGUUCAUGUGCGAGGUCUUCGCAUAUCCAAUGGCGUUAAUUGAAUGGAGGAAGGAUGGCAAUGACGUAACCCUUCCGGGAGACGACCCUCACAUUUCUGUACAGUCACGAGGGGGUCCCCUAAAGUACGAGCUGUCCAGCUGGCUUCAGAUUGAGGGCCUUGCUCCAGGGGAUGCAGGCGCUUACCGCUGUGUGGCCCACAAUGCACUGGGCAGUGUCUCAGCAUCGGCUGUGCUGGGAGCACUGGGGCCAGAUGAGAUGUCUGCCUAUUUAUCAGAGAAUAUGACAGAAAUGUUUGGAUAUGACCAGCCAAGAGACUACGACGAAGACUACUAUUAAUCAGUUUGUCCUCAGAUGCCUACCCCAAACAAGUGCAGUGUUUGUGGAAGGCAGCAUUCUGCUACAUUUACAUUGCUUUGGUUUGUACUGAGCCAAAGUCAUGAUUGCACAUUCCUUCUGUGAGCAGUGAGCAGAGUUCAUUGGCCUGAGCCACUCAACUUAGAGCCACUAUUAAGGAAACUGACUGGGAAAAGUCAGUUAGUGUGAAUACACAAGAGGUAUGCUCAUCAGUCGAAACAAUUUGUACAAAAUCGUAUAGUAAUCCACAUCAUAUCAUAUCCACUCUGGAGUUCAAGUUAGGGUCAGUGCAGGGGCAAUGAAUACCCUUCUGUGUUAAAGUGAUCAUAUCACAAACCCCUUGUGACUACACAUGAAAUAUGACUGCUUUUGAACUUCAAAUUUAAAGGACGUUUCAAAACACAUGAAGAGUGUCUCGUAAGGAACCAUCCCUGACUGUAGCCCUACCGUCCUUAAAACAUUUCACAUUCCCCUCAGGUUUUUCCGCAUGUUACAUCUGGAACAUGUGGGAUUACCAACUGUAUUGUGUUUGAAAUGUCUGACUGAAUUCAUUUCCUUGCAUUGUAAUGCAUUUUUUUUGUGUUCGGUCUGCAUUCCAGUAUAGUGGAUCUAUUUCAUGCAUGGACAGAUGUGUUAGCAAGCCAAGAUCAGACAAGCAGAACAGCCCACAGAUGGUUUUAAUGUCUGGGAAAGCCAUAUGAAACAGUCAUGAGUAUAAUCUGAGUCUUCAGUGGAGGAAAGCUGCUCAUCAUAUGCGCAGGUGACGAGCCAGUUCCAUCCUAAAUCACGGACCCCUGACUUCCUAACUCCCUUAAUGAAAUCGUGUUUCUCAUCCUGCUCCUCAAAAUGCCCUGCCACCUGGAAUCAAUGAUAUCCUUUGUGUUCUUCUGCCAACGUGGUGUUCCUGUGGUGGCAUUUUUAUGGGAAGAUUAGGAGCUAUCUCUAGAGCAAAAUAACAAAAACAGCCCCAAACAAUCAGCCAGGGUUUCCUAAUCAUAUUUGACCAUUUUCUCAGAGUUUCUUUUUUAAACACAUCUCUAUUAUACGUAUGUUUAGUGGUUUCCUUUCAUGUAAUAUUUGUAAACAGGUCCACAAUCGCAAUUGUAAAUACUGAUAAAGCCAAUAAUGUAAGUAUUAGUGUCAGAUAAUGUAAGAUUUGUGGCUCUUUGCUGGUAAUAUUUUGCAGUUUGUGCCAGAGAAUAUAUGAAAGAAAUCCAGUAGUUAUUACAGAAUAUUUAAUCACAGAGAGCCGCUAAAAUACAUUUCUCAUUGAAAAAUGUUUAUUCUCUUGUUAUUUGCUGAAUUGUAAAGGAAGAUGAUGGGCUAUUCAGAGAAAUGUAAAAGUGAUAAAAGAUGCAA
Conger conger (European conger) is the source of this 2277-nucleotide messenger RNA. It is a transcript of the gene kazald3, whose product is annotated as Kazal-type serine peptidase inhibitor domain 3. The record is from RefSeq and is a predicted model, not a curated record. The coding region runs from base 1 to 900 and encodes 299 amino acids. Gene Ontology annotation, biological process: regulation of signal transduction; regulation of cell growth. Gene Ontology annotation, cellular component: extracellular region. The transcript is spliced from 4 exons. Lineage: Eukaryota; Metazoa; Chordata; Actinopteri; Anguilliformes; Congridae. Gene Ontology annotation, molecular function: insulin-like growth factor binding.